CUGAACUGAAUUAAGAGUGUUUUCAUCAAUUGGAAAAGAAUCUUUCGGUGUGUUUGUAAUUAAAUUUUUGUGAUUAAUAUUAAACAAUAAAGAAAUGGAUGGAGGAUCAGCAGAUGUUCAGGAUAAUGUAAACACUGAUAAAGAUGUAGAUUCUUCUAAAGUUGUUGAAGAAUGUAUUUUGGAGGAAAAAGCUGAUAUGAAAAAGACAGAAGAGAGCUGUGAAAUAAGCACAAAGAAAGAAGGUUCUAGUAAAAAAAAUGGUUCAGAAGAAAGUGUUGCACAGUCAGAAAGCAUUAAUAAAACUGCAGAUGAAAAUAAGGAAGCAAAUGAUGAAUCAAAAGUUCUUGAAAAUGAAUCUAAAGAAGAAUUAGAAACUACCCAAAGUAAAGAAUUGGAAAUGUUCAAAAAUGAACAACAGAAUAAGAAGUCUGUGGAAGAAGUUGAUAUCAAAACGGAAAAUGCCCUAACUACAGAAAAAAUUCAUGAAACCUCAGGCCUAGAAAAUGAUUCUCCUAGUGUUGUGAAGAAACCUGAAGAAACAGCUUUAAAAAAGACUGAUUUAGAAAGUAAGGAUUUUGAAGAUGUUGAAAAUAAGCAUUUGAGUAUAAGUUCUGAAGACAGGAUUGAGGUUAAAGACAACACACAAGAAAUAAUAAGUCCUAGUAAGACAGUAAUGGAUGAAACAGUUUCUAAUGUUAGCAAAGUGGCUACAAAUAGUAAUUCUGAAAAAAGUCAUGACAGUUUUGCAUCUGGUUCUGUAAAAGAAUCUGAAUUUCUUAAUGAAGCCAAAAAUGAUAAAUCACUAGAGCCUUCGGAAACAGGUGUUAAAGAUGAAAAUGUAGUUUUAGAUUCUGUUGAAUGUAAUGGUGAAGAUAAACAGAUUAAUAAAGAAUCUGACAAUGCUGUGGAUAGCACUGUGGUUCCUGGUGUAGAUAGCACUGUAGUUUCUGGCAUAGAUAGUACUGUCAUUUCUGGCAUAAGUGCUUGUGAUUCAUCUGAAAAUGUAAUCGACAAGACUGAUAUAGCUAAAGAAAAGAAAAAAAGUGAACUUAAAGAUCCUGAAAAUGCAUCUCAAAAUGCAAUAACUACAAAAAUUAAAUCAAAUAAAACUGUGGGUAAAGCAUCAAACAGCUCUGAAGAAGUUACUGAAACGUCUCCCAGUGCUGAAGGAUGUGUGGAAACUUCUGUUUCCACAGCCAUUGUUAAUGGAAGUAAGGCUGCAAAAAGAAAACUUGAAAAUAAUGCUCUCAGUGAUGAAGAGAACAGAAAAGAAAAGAAAAUGAAAAAUGCUGCUGCUGAUGUUAAAAUGAUAGAAGAGCCGACAGAAGUUCCUGUAAAAACCCUUGCAUCUUCAAAUGAUAAAGAUCAAGAGCAAGAAAGCACUGUUCAGCCUCAGAAUGUUGCUAAACAAACAGAUGAGAAGUGUGAAAAUAAUUCUUCAAGGGGUCAAACAUCUAAAAAUGUCCAGAAGCGGAAGAAAAGGGCAGCAGAUUCAAAAGAACCUCAGCAUGUAGAUAAUGAUCCAAAGAAGGCUAAGCGUGCUUCUCAAGUUGAAGAAACUACUGUAAAUGGAGAACUUGCUGCUGCACCUGGUGGUAGCAAAGACGUAGAAAUGACGUCCGAAAAGAAUGCUGAUGAAGCAGGUGGUGCUGCACCAGGACUAAAAUCGCAGAAAUCAUCUGCGUCACCAGUGCGACAGUAUUUGAAUCAGUUUGUUCCUUUCCUUCUUGAAGGUCUAAUGAAACUAGCUUAUGUGAGUAUGGGAUGCUAUGAUUUGCCAAGAGCUGAAAGAAGCUAUCCUGUUUUUUGAGAAUUAAGGCCAAGAGCUAUCCUGUUCUCUUAAGAAAAAGAUGUUCUUCACAAAGAAAGCUUGUGUUUAGAUAACCACCUCAUGAAAUUAAAAAUGUGAUUCCAAAUGGAAAUGGCUGUGCAGCCUUUGUUCAUGUCUGGAGUAAAAGAGCGUUUCAAAGACGAACGUGGGACCAUGCAUUUCUUUUAUUACUGUUGUACGAUUCAUUUACUUGUGAUUUUAAAAGUUAGAUGUGUAUUGAGACUUGUGAACAAAAUCUUACAUCAAAUGAAUUGCAACCUUUGGUUGGAAUAAUUACCUAAGGGAAUAUUGCUGAUUCCUUGUCAUCUCAUCUUAAUAUUAAAACUGUUUGAUGUAAUAAAAUUAUGGAAAUUGACAUAUUCAAAAAAAAGGAGGAAAAAUAUUGCUGUGUUCUGCCCCCAAAAUAUGAAAAAAGGAAUAAAAAUGCUUCAUAUAAAACAACACAAGUCACAAAAAAAUCUUACCUCACUAUAGCGCUUAAUUAACGUCUAUCAUUUUUAAAAGAGGAUGCCAAAAUGUUAAUUUCAUGAAUGGUGUUUUCAUUCAUGUUCACAAGAAAGAAUGGAUAGAUGAAAACGGUAUGAAAUUGUGAAUAAGAAAUGUUUAGCAAAAGCACCCUGUUGCCUUAAGGAAAAACCCGCAGAGAACAAAGCGCAGUCACGGGACCAAACCUGUCGAAAUGGAUCAAUGCCGCCGACCUGCGCAUUUUCAGCAGUUAAGCCUAAUUUUACAAAAAAAAAAAAAAAAAAAUAAAAUCAGCACUUUGUUAUGACUUCAAAUUUUGAAGUUGCAUUUUUAAUGUGUAUUAAUA
This is a messenger RNA of Stegodyphus dumicola, 2642 nucleotides long. RefSeq lists its product as uncharacterized. Lineage: Eukaryota; Metazoa; Arthropoda; Arachnida; Araneae; Eresidae. The record is from RefSeq and is a predicted model, not a curated record.